Messenger RNA from Rubroshorea leprosula, 1058 nucleotides. Lineage: Eukaryota; Viridiplantae; Streptophyta; Magnoliopsida; Malvales; Dipterocarpaceae. The record is from the annotation of a GenBank genome assembly.
ACCGUUUUAUGCUGAGGGAAGGGCAACCAAAACCGCAACAUGAUUAUUGAUGAUUAUCCGCCGCGAAGAAACGGCGCCUUGGAAUCCACUGACGCCUUAUUAUUCCCCUUCUGAAUAGACGACAGAGUCACAGGGGCUCAUCUCCGAUUCUGAAGCGCUUCUUCUUCUUCUUUCUCCUUUGCCUAUCAUUUUCUCAGUUGUGCUGCUGCAAACAUGGCAACUAGGCUUAUGUUUGAAAAUUCAUGUGAAGUUGGAGUCUUUUCCAAGCUGACCAAUGCUUACUGCUUGGUUGCAAUUGGUGGGUCAGAAAACUUCUACAGUGCUUUUGAGGCAGAGUUAGCAGAUGCCAUUCCUGUGGUUAAGACCUCAAUUGCAGGCACUAGGAUAAUUGGACGCUUAUGUGCAGGAAAUAAAAAUGGUCUACUUGUGCCCCACACCACCACAGACCAAGAACUUCAACAAUUGCGGAAUAGUCUACCUGACCAAGUUGUUGUUCAGCGCAUAGAAGAGAGGCUGUCUGCUCUUGGAAACUGCGUAGCAUGCAAUGACCAUGUUGCUCUCACUCAUACUGAUCUAGACAAGGAAACUGAAGAAAUAAUAGCAGAUGUCCUUGGUGUGGAAGUUUUCAGGCAGACAAUUGCUGGUAACAUUCUUGUGGGCAGCUACUGCGCUUUCUCAAACAGAGGUGGCUUGGUCCACCCUCACACAUCCAUUGAAGACUUGGAUGAGCUCUCCACACUUCUUCAGGUUCCCUUGGUUGCUGGCACUGUCAACCGUGGCAGCGACGUAAUAGCUGCUGGAAUGACCGUCAAUGACUGGACUGCGUUCUGUGGCUCAGACACUACAGCAACCGAACUCUCAGUCAUCGAGAGCGUCUUCAAGCUACGGGAAGCACAACCAAGUGCCAUUGUCGAUGAGAUGAGAAAAUCUUUGAUCGACACUUAUGUUUGAGUUGUUUCUUUCUGUUGUCCCAGUGUGCUUCAAUGUUUUCUGGAUUUCCUGUAUUAACGUUUCUGUUAAAAAUUGUAUUGUAAUUAUAAUGAAAUUGGAUUUUUUUA